UUGUCAAACUAUUAUGUGUCAUCAUCACAUUCUUUGUGACUCAAAUUCUUAAACGUCGUCAGUGUUUUUAAUUCUCGUUUUUACAUUCAAUUCCCAUAAUUUACGCCACCAAUGGAAUUAUGAUUAAACCAAAUAUAAUAUUUUAUUUAUUAUUACUAAUAAGUGUUGAAAUCUACGGAAAGCGUUUUAUUGUAAAACGCAAGACAACGAAAAGUGCUCCGGUAGAAGCGUGGACAGGUAAGUGGUUUCCUGGGCCACCACAUCCUAAGGAUGAUUGGAAGGGAAAAUGGUUUCCAUAUCCACCUUAUACAAACGGGCAAAUCCUUAAUGUGCACGAUAACAAACCACUUACAGCCACCGAAAUUUGUGAUGAUGGCAAGCAAUUUAUUGGAAUCGAUUUUGACCCAAGUGAUGUUAGACAAUCUUUUGAACACCUAUGUUUAGCGAAUCGCACAUUAUAUGCACCUAAUAUGAAGCGUGAAGCAUUGCGAAUGGAGUACUUUAUCCCACCAGCCUACGUACCGCCAGUGAAGUGCCUUAAUGAAACAAUUACCUAUGACUCGGCGUUGCCUACUUAUGGCGCCUACCGUCCAAUCAUCCCGAAAUAUGGUUCAUAUAUAUUUAUGCCUCCCCAAAGAUACCUUACAGCCUUAUCUCAAGGAGCCAUUGUAAUGCUUUACCAUCCAUGCGCUUACAGUGGUCAAGUGAAAUUGUUGCAAAACACGCUACGCGCCUGUAUGUAUCGUCACAUCAUAACACCUUCCCAAUCCCUAAGUCCGGAACGUCCAUUUGCUCUUCUUGCAUGGGGAAAAAGCUUGGAAAUGUCUGUGGUAGAUGAUCAUUUGGCUGUAGAUUUUAUGAAGCAGAACGCCAAGCAAGGGCCAAAUUUUUCUACAAAGCCGCCAAAUAAUACAAAAAUGUACGAAGCGGGCUUACUGCAGGAAGCUCAUCUAAUUACUGAUGAAAAUGAUGUCGAGAUCUGUGGAUAUAAAGAGGGAAUGUAAAGCCUUGAAUUAAUAGUGGUGCAAUAUUCCAUUUGUGGAAUUCCUUAAUUUAAUCGAAUAUGUUUAUUGAAAUUUACACGCCUUAUUGGGUUUCAAAAAUUUAUAAAAGUUUAUAGUUGAU
This is a messenger RNA of Bactrocera latifrons, 1125 nucleotides long. RefSeq lists its product as uncharacterized. The record is from RefSeq and is a predicted model, not a curated record. The transcript has 2 exons. Gene Ontology annotation, cellular component: cytoplasm. The coding region runs from base 120 to 1004 and encodes 294 amino acids. NCBI's taxonomy places the organism in Eukaryota, Metazoa, Arthropoda, Insecta, Diptera, Tephritidae.